This is a messenger RNA of Aureococcus anophagefferens, 1776 nucleotides long. RefSeq lists its product as hypothetical. The record is from RefSeq and is a predicted model, not a curated record. Lineage: Eukaryota; Pelagophyceae; Pelagomonadales; Pelagomonadaceae. The coding region runs from base 1 to 1776 and encodes 591 amino acids. The transcript is spliced from 4 exons.
AUGGCGUCUCCCCUCGCCCUCGUCGCCGCGGCGACCCUCGGCGCCGCCGCCGCCGCGGACUGCUACUGCACGCCCCACCUGGGCAACAAGUCGGCGACGCUCCCCAACGCGCUCAUCAUCGGCGACUCCAUCUCCGGCAACGGCACGGGCUACAUGGACUACCUGCCCGAGGUGCUCGGCGGCCUCGCCAACGCGCUCCAGACGGGGUCCGUCACGGACAACGGGCGGCGCCUCGCCGACGACCUCGGCAACCACACGCCCAAGGGGCCCUGCGGCACGUCCUUCGGCGUCCUCGAGUGCGUCGACGACUGGGUCGGCGACGGCGGCUGGGACGUCAUCUCCCUCAACUGGGGGCUCCACGACAUCUGCCCCCACAAGUACAUGUACGUGUCGCGGGACCAGUACGUGGCGAACAUGAAGCAGAUCAUUGCGAAGCUGAAGACGGGCCUGGCGCCGGGCGGCACCAUCGUCUGGGUGUCGACGACGCCGGUCCCCGCGUCCUACAAGGACCGCAACGACACGGACGUCGUCGACAUCAACGGCAUCAUGGCCGACCUCAUCGCCUUCGACGACUGCUGCGACGACGUCGUCUUCGGCGCCGACCUCUACCACGCCGUCGUCGACCGGUGCAACCGCAACGCGACGUGGGCCGGCUACCCGGCGUCGAACGACUGCCUCUACCUCCAGGACAACGGCGUCCACUUCUCCGAACUGGGCAAGCGCUUCACGGCCAUCGAGGUCGCCGCGCACCUGAUGCCCUACUUCCCGGGCACGUACCGUUUCGGCACGGCCUGCGCCGAGCGCAUGACGGUUACGUCUGGCUCGCUGAAGGUCCAGGUCGAGGACCCCGGUUGCUUCCCGGACGCGACCGUCGUCGUUUAUCCCGCGGGCACGUACUUCGAGGUCGCGGCGAACGCGGGCUUCCAGGUCACCUGCGACGAGCACGCGGCCUACCUAUUGUUCUCGUCCGGCGCCAUGGGCAGCCUCGACAGCGGCAUCGAGACGCGCGCGACGGCGCGCGCCGCCCGCGCGGCCCGCGCCGCCGAGACGCUGCGCCUCAUCGUCGACGGCGGCCACGGCGCGGACGCGGCGCGGCGCGCGGAGCUCUUCGCGGCCGGCGCCGCCGUCGCGCGGCCCGUGGCGACGGCGCCCGUCGCGACGGCGUUCUCCGUCGUCGCGGCGUCGACGCUCGUCGCCUGCCGCGACUUCCCCGACGCCUGCGCGCUCGUCUUCGCGUCGGCGAAGCACGCGGGCGGCGGCUUCCUGAAGGGCGCCGAGGCCCAGGAGGAGUGCGUGGCCCGCGGCUCGGCGCUCCACGCGGCGCUGACGGCUUCCCAAUGCCGCGCGUUCUACAUCCGCCACAAGACGAAGGGCCUCUACACGGACGCGAUCAUCUACGCGCCCGACGUGCCCCUGUUCCGGGACGAGCGCGACGAGCUCCUCGAGGAGCCCUUCCCGCGGUGCUCCUUCGCGGUGGCCGCGGCGCCGAACGCCGGCGUCGCGCGGCGCGACGGCGUCGCGGACGCGGAGAUCAAGGAGGUCCUCAGAGCGCGAAUCUCGCGCGUGCUCACGGUCGCCCGGGUGCGCGGCCACCGCGACGUGAUUUUGGGCGCCUUCGGCUGCGGCGUCUUCCGGAACGACCCGGAGGUCGUCGCGGCGGCCUUCGCGGACGCGCUCGCCGCCGAGCACCGCGGCGCGUUCCACAACGUGAUCUUCGCGAUCAAGGGCGGCCCGCCCGCCAACCUCGCGGCCUUCGAGGCGCGGUUUCGAACAUAA